Mauremys mutica (yellowpond turtle) is the source of this 3315-nucleotide messenger RNA. Its product is annotated as trichohyalin-like. The record is from RefSeq and is a predicted model, not a curated record. Bases 1 to 3315 code for a protein of 1104 amino acids. The transcript has 20 exons. Lineage: Eukaryota; Metazoa; Chordata; Testudines; Geoemydidae.
AUGUCAGAAACAGCGCACAACUUCAGCAGCACCACAACCAUCAGAGAUGAACUCGGUGCCAACUACACCAGCAAAAAGUGUUCUAAGCCAGUUGGUAUUGGUGUCUCCAACAGUAUAGAGAAUAGCUCUUGUGGUGUCAUCAUACCACCCAGCAUCAGCUCCUGCAGUGCAGUGUUUGGUACCACACUGCUCUUCAACUUCGAGGUCUGUUUACCCAUCAGUACUAGCAAGGCGAAGCCUGAUAUGAUGGUAGCAUUUCAGCAGUUUCUCAGAUCCUGGCACCAGUCCCCAGUUCCAACAGACUGGUCCCCCCAGGCUGUGAAGUUAGCAAAAGAUAACCCAGCAGUGGGACAUAGAAAAGACAUUGUUUUAACCUUUAAAACAGAUUUCCCAGCAUCAGGAGAGAGGAAAAGCCCUGGGAGCGAUCCAGGAAAAUCAGAAGAGAGACAAGAAAUGUCUCAGACCUCCGAUGCAGAUAAGCAGACAUGGUUACGCGAAGAACUGGAGAAGUUUUGGGAGAGCAAGAAUGCAAAAGAUGGAGAAAGCCAAUCAAUACGAAGAGAACAGAAAAGGACGUCUGGGAGUCCUGAUGGAAAAAGCCAGCUAAUACCACAAGAACAGGAACAGAUGUCGGAGAGUCCUGAGCAGAAGAUGGAAGAACUUCCCUCAUGGAGAGUGAACAUCAAGACAGACACCAAGUGCAGUCAGCUAGAAGUAAUGUCCUUAUUGGAUAAGAAGUUAGAGGGUGACCAAAGACAGUUACAGGAUCAGCUCCCAGGCCAGGCUAAAAAGAUUGAACAGAUGAGCAACAGCUUGAACUCAAGAGAUUACAAAGUUAUCCAAGGAAUGGGAAAGCAGAAAGCUUUGUCCAGCACGGAGCUUGCUACCAAAAGAGAUCUGCGGCAACUGGAAAUCUGCCUAGAGGAGAAAUUCUCAGGGUUGAUGAGCACCCUGAGAGGCAGCAGCGCGGAUGAGAAGCUGGGACAACAAGAGAUAUUGGAGCGGAAGAUGGAAGAACUUUCCUCAUGGAGAGAGAACCUCAAGGCAGACAUCACGUCCAGUCAGCUAGAAGUAAUGUCCUUAUUGGAUAAGAAGUUAGAGGGUGUCCGAAGCCAGUUACAGGAUCCCCUCUCAGAGCUGGCUAAACAGAUUGAAGAGGAGAAAGCUUUGUCCAGCACGGAGCUUGCUACCAAAAGAGAUCUGCAGCAACUGGAAAUCUGCCUAGAGGAGAAAUUCUCAGGGUUGAUGAGCUCCCUGACAGGCAGCAGCGCGGAAGAGAAGCUGGGACAACAAGAGAUAUUGGAGCGGAAGAUGGAAGAACUUUCCUCAUGGAGAGAGAACCUCAAGGCAGACAUCACGUCCAGUCAGCUAGAAGUAAUGUCCUUAUUGGAUAAGAAGUUAGAGGGUGUCCGAAGCCAGUUACAGGAUCCCCUCUCAGAGCUGGCUAAACAGAUUGAAGAGGAGAAAGCUUUGUCCAGCACGGAGCUUGCUACCAAAAGAGAUCUGCAGCAACUGGAAAUCUGCCUAGAGGAGAAAUUCUCAGGGUUGAUGAGCACCCUGAGAGGCAGCAGCGCGGAUGAGAAGCUGGGACAACAAGAGAUAUUGGAGCGGAAGAUGGAAGAACUUUCCUCAUGGAGAGAGAACCUCAAGGCAGACAUCACGUCCAGUCAGCUAGAAGUAAUGUCCUUAUUGGAUAAGAAGUUAGAGGGUGUCCGAAGCCAGUUACAGGAUCCCCUCUCAGAGCUGGCUAAACAGAUUGAAGAGGAGAAAGCUUUGUCCAGCACGGAGCUUGCUACCAAAAGAGAUCUGCAGCAACUGGAAAUCUGCCUAGAGGAGAAAUUCUCAGGGUUGAUGAGCACCCUGAGAGGCAGCAGCGCGGAUGAGAAGCUGGGACAACAAGAGAUAUUGGAGCGGAAGAUGGAAGAACUUUCCUCAUGGAGAGAGAACCUCAAGGCAGACAUCACGUCCAGUCAGCUAGAAGUAAUGUCCUUAUUGGAUAAGAAGUUAGAGGGUGUCCGAAGCCAGUUACAGGAUCCCCUCUCAGAGCUGGCUAAACAGAUUGAAGAGGAGAAAGCUUUGUCCAGCACGGAGCUUGCUACCAAAAGAGAUCUGCAGCAACUGGAAAUCUGCCUAGAGGAGAAAUUCUCAGGGUUGAUGAGCUCCCUGACAGGCAGCAGCGCGGAAGAGAAGCUGGGACAACAAGAGAUAUUGGAGCGGAAGAUGGAAGAACUUUCCUCAUGGAGAGAGAACCUCAAGGCAGACAUCACGUCCAGUCAGCUAGAAGUAAUGUCCUUAUUGGAUAAGAAGUUAGAGGGUGUCCGAAGCCAGUUACAGGAUCCCCUCUCAGAGCUGGCUAAACAGAUUGAAGAGGAGAAAGCUUUGUCCAGCACGGAGCUUGCUACCAAAAGAGAUCUGCAGCAACUGGAAAUCUGCCUAGAGGAGAAAUUCUCAGGGUUGAUGAGCACCCUGAGAGGCAGCAGCGCGGAUGAGAAGCUGGGACAACAAGAGAUAUUGGAAAAGAAGAUGGAAGAGCUCCUGAAGGCCGAGAUCAAAACCAGUCUGUGGGAAUGGAAAACUUUAUUGGAUGAGAAGUUAAAAAGUGUCCAGACACAAUUAGAAACCCAGCUACGAAAUCCCCUCUCACAUCUGGCAACACAGAUUACACAGCUGACCACUAGAUUGUCCUCCAUUGAUGAAAAUGCUUCCCAGGAAGAAGAGAAGAAGCAUGAAGCUUUAGCCACCCUGCAGUUUGCUAACAAAGAUGAGUUGCAGCAAGAAAAGUACCUAAAGAAGCAAUCCAUAUAUUCAAAAUCCACCCCGAACCUCAGCAGUGUGGAAAAGGAGAGAGAGAAAAGUUCUUCAGGCAAUUUUACUCCAAGAAGCUUUGUCAGAGAAGUUAUCUGUAAACAAGUGAUCACAGAUCUUAAGUUGGUUCUGAAGGAACUAACGAUAUCAAGAAUGGGCUAUGGCCAGAGACUGAUCUGGAAAAGGGACUUUGCAAGCAGAUUCAGUGCUGGGUUUGGUAUGAUACGACAAAGUACUGAUAGGUCUCCAAUAGUAGUAAGAGCGACCUUCUCAGAAGACGAAGAGUCAGUGGAGCUUCAAGAGCCUGAUCCGGACUCUGGAGGGAAAACCUCUCUGGAGGAGAAUGUUGGGGUGACAUCAGCUUCAUCACCAUUGGAAGAUGUGGUGCUGUUCUCUGUGGAUCGGAUGACAAGGACAUUAUAUAAUCUGUCAGUUUCUAGUGAAGAAUCUUCACAUCCUGUACUUGACGUUCUGGGACCAUCUACCAGAGAGUCGCACUCCCUUCAUUAG